Messenger RNA from Alternaria rosae, 2091 nucleotides. RefSeq names its product NADPH-cytochrome P450 reductase. NCBI's taxonomy places the organism in Eukaryota, Fungi, Ascomycota, Dothideomycetes, Pleosporales, Pleosporaceae. Gene Ontology annotation, cellular component: cytosol. Gene Ontology annotation, molecular function: NADPH-hemoprotein reductase activity; FMN binding; flavin adenine dinucleotide binding. The record is from RefSeq and is a predicted model, not a curated record. The transcript is spliced from 2 exons. Bases 1 to 2091 code for a protein of 696 amino acids.
AUGGCACAACUCGACACCUUGGACCUUAUCGUGCUGGCCGCCCUCCUGGUCGGCACAGUAGCCUACUUCACCAAAGGCACCUACUGGGGCGUCUAUGGAGACCCCUACGGCAGCUCCAUGGCCACGGCCAAUGGCGCUGCAAAGGCUGGCAAGUCGCGCAACAUAAUAGAGAAGAUGGACGAGACAGACAAGAACUGCGUCGUCUUCUACGGAAGCCAGACGGGCACGGCAGAGGACUAUGCCUCCCGUAUAUCCAAGGAGGGCCAUUCGCGAUUCGGCCUCAAGACCAUGGUGGCAGAUCUGGAGGAGUACGAUUUCGAAAACCUCGACACCUUCCCCGAAGACAAGCUCGCCGUAUUCGUACUGGCCACCUACGGCGAGGGCGAGCCCACCGAUAACGCCGUCGAGUUCUACGAGUUUCUCGGCUCUGAAGAUGUCAGCUUCUCAGAGGGCGGCAGCAUCGACGACAAGCCUCUCAACAAGCUCAACUACGUCGCAUUCGGUCUCGGAAACAAUACAUACGAACACUACAACUCCAUGGUCCGCAACGUCGACAAGUACUUGACCAGGCUCGGUGCCACCAGACUGGGUGCUGCUGGCGAGGGCGACGAUGGCGCUGGCACCAUGGAAGAGGACUUCCUUGCCUGGAAGGAGCCCAUGUGGGCUGCUGUUGCCGAGAAGAUGGGCCUGGAGGAGCGUGAAGCCAUGUACGAGCCCGUCUUCGAAGUCAAUGAGAAGCCAGAGCUAUCCCCCGAAGACGACACUGUUUACCUCGGCGAGCCCAACAAGAACCACCUUGAGGGUAACCAAAAGGGUCCCUACAACGCCAACAAUCCCUUCAUCGCCCCCAUCGUCGAAUCCGCCGAACUCUUCAACUCCCCCAACCGAAAUUGCCUACAUAUGGAAAUCAGCAUCGCUGGAUCCAAUCUGUCAUAUACCACCGGUGAUCACAUUGCCAUCUGGCCCAACAACGCCGGCAGGGAAGUCGAUAGGUUGUUCAAGGUUCUCGGCAAGGAAGACAAGCGCCACACGGUUGUUUCGGUCAGAGGUCUCGACCCCACCGCCAAAGUUCCAUUCCCGUCGCCAACUACUUACGAUGCCGCUGUGCGAUUUCACAUUGAGAUCAAUGCCGCCGUGUCGCGUCAACUUGUCUCUGUCAUUGCACAGUUUGCGCCAGACGACGAUAUCAAGGCUGAGAUCGUGAAACUCGGUAGCGACAAGGACUACUUCAAGGAGCAAGUUACCGACCGCAACCUCAACCUGGGCCAGCUUCUCGAGAUCACCGGAAAGGGCGCGACAUGGGACAAGAUCCCAUUCUCAUUCCUGUUCGAAACCAUGGUCAAGAUCCAACCUCGUUAUUACUCCAUCUCCUCCUCGUCCCUAGUCCAGAAAGACAAGAUCUCCAUCACUGCUAUUGUCGAAUCUAUCGAGAAGCCCGGCGCACCAUACGCUUUGAAGGGCGUGACUACCAACUACCUCUUGGCCUUGAAGCAGAAGCAACACGGCGACCCCAACCCGGAUCCUCACGGCCUGAACUACACUAUCACCGGCCCUCGCAACAAGUACGAUGGUGUUCACGUCCCCGUCCACGUCCGCCACUCCAACUUCAAGCUCCCUUCGGACCCUUCCAAGCCCAUCAUCAUGGUCGGACCCGGUACUGGUGUCGCACCCUUCCGUGGUUUCGUUCAAGAAAGAGCUGCACAAGCAAAGGCUGGUCAAGAUGUCGGAAAGACUAUUUUAUUCUUCGGAUGCCGAAAGCAAUCAGAGGAUUUCAUGUAUGCCAAUGAGUGGAAGCAAUACCAGGCAGACAUGGGCGACAAGUUCGAGAUGCACACUGCUUUCUCGCGAGAUGGUCCUAAGAAGGUCUAUGUACAGAACAAGCUUGAAGAGGCCGGCGAAGAAGUCAACAAGCUGCUCGAGCAAAAGGCCUACUUCUACGUCUGCGGUGAUGCCGCGCAUAUGGCCCGCGAGGUAAACACGCUUCUCGGCAAAAUCAUCUCCAAGUACAGGAAUGUGCCGGAGACAAAAGGUGAGGAGAUUGUCAAGGCCAUGAGGGCGUCGAAUCAGUAUCAAGAAGACGUCUGGUCAUGA